AAAAAAAAAAAGCGUCGCAAAGGGUUUCUGUUCUCCUUCCUCAGAUCGAAGCGUUUGACCCAUUCUUCUCUUUCUUUAUAUGGUUUAUUUUUUUAGAGAGAGAAAGUGAUCCACAAAGAGAGAGAGAGAGAGAGGGAAGCGAAAUGAUUUUUUGAUAAUUACUUUAUAUAAUUAUUUGUCUUGAAAUGAGUGAUUGAAUGAGAACCCCGCCAUCUUUGCUCUCUCUCACAAUUGACUCGGCACUCUUUAAUAUCUCUAACAUCUCUGAUCUCUCUCCACUCCCUGAUCACAUCCUUCUCGACCUUUUCCUGAGAACUUUGAAAGCUGGAAAGCUUAACGAGAAAGUUCUCAAGUUGUUCUUGGCAACUGGCAAAGAUGAAGUCCUUGCACUAAUUCAGGCUCUUAAUAUCCGGCAGAAUCUCAUCCCUGUACUUCCUACAAGAUGCUCAGAAAAGUUCUGAAUUUAGUAGUGUUUGUGUGAGUGAACUUCCUAACUUUGUGAAGACAUACUAGCUGCCUUAAGGAGGGUCACGUUCUUUCUUUCUCACUUUAUAUUCUGAAACAUUUUCAAGAUGUCUCACUC
Molecule: messenger RNA, 583 nt
Organism: Ziziphus jujuba (common jujube)
Lineage: Eukaryota; Viridiplantae; Streptophyta; Magnoliopsida; Rosales; Rhamnaceae
Exons: 3
Coding region: 198-461 (87 amino acids)
Source: RefSeq, a predicted model, not a curated record